Radiomyces spectabilis is the source of this 2037-nucleotide messenger RNA. Its product is annotated as copper amine oxidase. Gene Ontology annotation, biological process: amine metabolic process. Lineage: Eukaryota; Fungi; Mucoromycota; Mucoromycetes; Mucorales; Radiomycetaceae. The record is from RefSeq and is a predicted model, not a curated record. Bases 1 to 2037 code for a protein of 678 amino acids. The transcript is spliced from 3 exons. Gene Ontology annotation, molecular function: copper ion binding; quinone binding; primary methylamine oxidase activity.
AUGAAGACCGUUACUGCUGCAACGAAUCAGCAAGUCCAUCCCUUUGAUCAACUGACCGGUGAUGAAAUCAUGUUGGUCGCUGAUAUUGUUCGCAAGGAGAAAUCCGACAUGAACAUUAUCUUCAAUACCAUUACUCUCCAAGAACCUCCCAAGUAUUUGAUGAUGUCUUACCUUGGUUGGGAUCGCACUCGUCCUCGCAUUGAACACGUUGAACGUGAAGCCCUGGUGGUCGCUAUUGAGAAGCCUUCCAUGCGUUGUUACGAGGCCGUGGUCUCGCUUGACAGCCAGACCGUCAAGUCGUGGUCCUACAUGCCCGAUGUUCAGCCUAUUUUGACCAUGGAUGAUAUGUUCGAAGUCGAAGAACUGGUCAUCAAGGAUCCCCGCGUGCAAGCCGAAUGCAGAGAAUUGGGUAUCCACGACAUGUCUCAAGUCUUUGCCGAUCCCUGGGCCAUUGCCCGCCAUGUCACCCACAAGGGUCGCGAUAAACGUUUGAUGCAGGCAUUGAUGUAUAUGCGCACUUGUGAAGACGACAACCAGUAUGCCCAUCCCUUGGAUUUUGUUCCUAUCAUUGAUGUGGGUUUGAUGAAGGUCAUUGAUAUCGAGCAUAUCCGUCCCAGAGACAGCAAGUUCACUCGUCCUACUAUCCCUCUGCAACAGCACAACUUCCUUCCCGAGUUUGUUGGUGAAGAGAACUUUCGCAAGGAUCUGAAGCCUAUCAUUAUUCAACAGCCUCAAGGUGUCUCGUUCACUGUCAAGGGUAAUGAGAUUGAUUGGCAAAAGUGGAACAUGCGUAUCUCCAUGAACUACCGUGAGGGUCUGGUUAUCCACAAUGUUUCGUACCAGGACGGUCCCGAGAAGCGUCCUCUUUUCUACCGUAUCUCCCUUUCCGAAAUGGUCGUCCCCUAUGCCGACCCUUACGCUCCUCAUUACCGUAAGCAUGCUUUUGAUGUCGGUGAGUACGGUCUUGGCCUUUGCACCAACUCCUUGACCUUGGGCUGCGACUGUCUUGGUUCCAUCUACUACUUUGAUGCCGUUUUCAACGAUCACAACGGCAAGCCUUUCCAUGUGCCCAAUGCUGUCUGUAUGCACGAAGAAGACCACGGUAUCUUGUUCAAGCACACCGAUUACCGCAACGGUCGUGCCCACACUGUUCGUUCUCGCCGUCUUGUCAUUUCCCAAAUCGUCACUGUGGCCAACUAUGAUUACGGCUUGUACUACUACUUUUACCAGGAUGGUACCUUUGAAUAUGAAGUCAAGGCUACUGGUGAAUUAAAUACCCACGUGUUGGCUGAAGACGAAACCCCUGGUGACUAUGGUGUUAUGGUGGCUCCUCAGAUCAAUGCUCAGCACCACCAACACUUCUUCACCAUGCGUAUCGAUCCCAUGAUUGAUGGUCUUAAUAACUCGGUGGCUCAAGUGGAUACCCAUCGUUCGCCUUUCCCUACCGGUCACCCAAGAAACGAGUUUGGUAACGGUUUCUUUGCCAAGGAGACCAUUUUGAAGGAUACGCUUGAAGGUGCCACGAACCCCAACUAUGAAUCAGCACGAUUCUGGAAGAUCAUCAACGAAAGCCGUGUGCAUCCUUACACACGCGCGCCUGUUGGAUGGAAGCUGGUAUCCCAUCAUCAGACACCUUUGUUUGCUCAGGAUGAUUCCAUUGUCGGUGAGCGUGCUGGUUUUGCCAAGAAGGCAUUAUGGGUCACUCCUUAUGAUGAAAAGCAAAUGUUCGCUGGUGGAUUUUAUUGCAACCAAUCAGACGGACGUGAUGGUGUUCCUGUGUGGGCCAAGGAACGCAAGCCUAUUGACAACCGCGACAUCGUGCUCUGGUUCACCUUUGGUAUCACUCACUUGCCUCGUGUGGAAGACUUCCCCGUGAUGCCCGUGGAUAUGUGUGGUUUCAUCAUGAAACCCUUCAACUUCUUCAUGGCCAACCCCGGUUUGGAUAUCGCGCCCACUAACAAAAAGAUGAACCAAUCUGUUCACGCCAACGCUGACAAAGCCAAAGAAAGCUCAUGCUGCCCCGGCAACAAACUCUAA